AUGCCAAGCAUAUUUGAGCGGGCCAGCAAGAACAUGAUCAAAAAUCUCGGAGGCAAAGACAUGGUGCCUGUCACGUGUGCACUGGAUGCCAACAAAUUCCAUCAGCUUAGUAUAAUACUGAAGAGAUCUCGAUUUUUGAUUGGGGAACAUCCUGAGGACAUUCCAGUUGGAUAUUCCCUCAUGCAAAUUCUGGAACCAAGUUCUUCAGUCCCAGACUCUGUAAUAUCUGGACCACUUAUCACCACAGAACUUGAGGUCAACAAGCUGAAGGCUGAUGUGAGUGUCAAAGCUGCUGUGGAAGUGAGUGCAUCAGGAGAUGUCGCUUGGUCCCAUGGAUCCACCAUUGAGGUUCAGAGUGUGAGCAUCUCAAACUGCGACCUGGAAAUCCUUCAGAACAGGAAACUGUUGGACCCAGAGCCCUCAUUUUUGAGUGGCUGCCGAAGGAGAGGAGACAACCUCUAUGUGGUGACAGAAGCUGUUGAACUGAUCAAAGAUACUAUACUUCGUGACAAUAGCAAUGUGGCUGUUUCAGGAAAAGCAUCUAUCCCCCAGGUUCCUUUCAUCAAGGCUGAAAGCCAGGGACAAGGUCAGAGGGAGACAACAAUGACUGUCCCUCAGGGCACAGUGAUGGCCUACAGGAAGAAGAAGCUGGUCAUCAAGGACAAAUACUGCAGCAUACUUGUAAUCAAUGACACAAAGCAGAAGACCUUUCAGUUUGUUCCACAGAACAUGAAACUCACAAGAAAACCACAGCUUGAAAUCAAGCCUUCAUUUGGAAAUGUGUUCAGUGAAGAGGAGCCCAAGCCAAGGAGUGAAUCCUCCAGUGUACUGAUGCCAGUGCCACAUCUAAUCAAGGCAGGCAUGGAAAUUUACAGAGAUCAAGAAGAUAUAGAAGAGAUAGAGAAUCUAAGCUCAGGAUUCUAUGGUGAGCAGGAAUGUAUAGAAGAGCUACAGGAUCUAAUGAAAGAACUCUACGGUGAGCAGGGACCCAAGGGAGGCAGCUGGGUUGGGAUUCCUUCUCCCCAGGAGAAAGAGCAGAGGAAAGGCCACAAAUUUGGUGAUAAACAUGGUCAAUAUUUGAUUCUCUUUCUAGGAAUAAUAGAAGAACCUUUCGGACAAAAUUUUAGUCUUCUAGAAGAGGAGGUUUCUGGGAAUAUGGAGGCACUGGCACAAGUCUCAAAGGACAGAAGAGAUGUCAUAUUCCAUUCUAUCGUGGCCAUGCUGGGUGACAGAGAAACUAUGCAGAUGCUGAUGGACACGUGGGAAAUGGAAACCUUGGGUCAUCUGGAUGGCCCUGGUGGCAAGAUCCUAGAUGAGCUCCGACAGGGAUCAAGUCCUUCCUGGAUUAACCUCGAGUACCGCAUUUUUUACCUUCUGGAAGUCCUAAUGGUGCUGAGUGACACCCAGCUUUUUCUGCUGGCCCAAUCUGUGGAGAAGAGAAUUAUGUUUCAGCAACGAGAACUGGUACGGAGCAUCCUAGCGCCAAACUUCAAGUACCCCUGGCACAUCCCUUUUACCAUCCAAGCAGAGCUCCUCGCCCCACUUCAGGAAGCGGGCUUGCAUGUCACCUAUGCGCUGCUGGAGGAGUGUGGCCUCAAGAUGGAGCUGGAGAGCCCCCGGUCAACCUGGCACCUAGAAGCCAAGAGGCCCUUGUCUGCCCUCUACGGGGCACUGUCAUUGCUGCUGCAGCUGGCUGAGGCCUGA
Molecule: messenger RNA, 1704 nt
Organism: Octodon degus (degu)
Lineage: Eukaryota; Metazoa; Chordata; Mammalia; Rodentia; Octodontidae
Product: gasdermin-C-like
Exons: 12
Coding region: 1-1704 (567 amino acids)
Biological process (GO): pyroptotic inflammatory response; defense response to bacterium
Molecular function (GO): phosphatidylinositol-4-phosphate binding; phosphatidylserine binding; phosphatidylinositol-4,5-bisphosphate binding
Source: RefSeq, a predicted model, not a curated record